CAAGGCAUGCCAAUUUCCUUUUUCAAUACUGUCACCCAACCCAAUCAGGCUACUCCUCUCAUAAUAAACCGUGUGCUCCUCUUCAAUGACCGAUGUUGCUUUCCCAACGAAAUGAUGAGGAAUAGAAGAUAAUCAAGCUCUUCCACUAAAACCGCCGGAUUACAGGAUAUUAAACGAUUAAAAAAAAAGUUUUCUAACUGAAAGGGAUAUCACACCUGCCAACGCUUACCGGAUACCCUGGUAUCUGGAAUUCGCCGCCACGUAAUUAGUUCGGACCGAAGUUUAUUUUAGUGUGAUGAAACGGAUCUCCUAUUUGACAGGGAAAGUCUGAAAUAUAUUACAGGAAAAAUAUAAAUUAAAUAAGAAAUAAUUGAUGUUCGUAUAACAAGGGUCUGUAGCCUAGUCUUCGAGGGAAAGGUGCUUUCUCCCAAAGAACCAACCGUCCAGGGUUUUUUUGCACAGGACCUUCAAGUGGAUCUGUGAACAGCCAGAAUGAAAUGGGAGAAGUUUAAGCCUCCAGAGCCAGAUGAUCCCAUGUGCUGUUGUGAGUGUGAUGUAGACCCACAUGGAUGCUGCUGUGACUGUGACGAUCUGGAUGAAGCUUGCAGCAGGUGGCUAAAGGGGGAGCCUCAGAAACCUGACUGUGUGUUGCCUGUGUUUGGCGCAGUGAUGGACCGGCUGAGGGUGAGACUGUUACCAGGGGACAGGCGGGUGGAGCUCUCCAUGGUCCCAGCUCUAGUGUUGCUUCCUCUGCUAUUGCGUCUGGCAGCCCUGCACUUCCUGUUGGGCUUGGUCAUUCUAACAGCCCUGCCUGGCCUGGUGCUGUUGUACUACUACGCCACACACCGGAAGAAGGGCCGCACCCUCUUCUUCCUCAGCCUGGCGCUCUUCUCCCUAGCCUACAUGUACUUCCUCUUUGUCACAGAGAUCUUACCUCGUGGGGAUGUAAGUCACCUGCAGCUUGUGACCGUGACAACGGGUGUGGUUCUCACUCUCAUCUCCCUUGUGCGCACUAAGAGGGGGCCAGGCUUUGUGCAGCCUUCCCUAGCUGCCAUACACAGCACCAAUCAAAGCCAACUGCCUGACAAACACUCUGCCUCUCAGAAUGAAGUGGACCAGUCGAUGAUGCCAGCAUCCCCAGCCAAACCAGUAGAACAGCAGACACAGUCCCUGACAGCGAAGGGGGGCACUUGUCCUCUGUGCAAAGUGGUGCGUCCCCCGCGGGCGGGGCAUUGCCGGAUCUGUGGAGGCUGUGUCCAGCGCCUGGACCACCACUGUAUCUGGCAGGAUAAACAGCUGUGUCGGCAAGGCCAAUCAUCGCAACUUCCUGCUGACCCUGCUCCUCUUUCUGUUGACCUCUCUGUAUGGGAUCAGUCUGGUACUGCGGAGCGUGUGUCCCCGACAGAAUCUACUCACCGCCCUGCUCUACUGCCCUGGUGUCUACAAUCAGUACAGCUCAGCCCUGUGCUUCACCUGUGCUUGGUACAGCAGUAUUGUCACAGGAGGUCUGCUGCACCUGCUGAUGCUGCAAAUGAUCAAUAUCAGCUACAAUUUGACGGAGCGGGAGGCACAACUUGCUCUGCGGAAGAAAAAUGGCCAGAGUCGUCUGCAUGGCCUCGUUAUCGACACAGGGGUCUACUCACGUGGCUUCUGGCAGAACUGGGCUGAAUUCCUGACCAUGGGAGAACCUGCAGAUAGACACCCCUCUGCCCUCACUGACUUGGUUUAGCCUUGGCUUAGCACCAUGCCACUCUGCCCAACUAGUUCAACACUGCUGGGUUUCAACUGGAAACGCCUUUCCUCUACCAUGCUGGUGGGCUGUGUGGGACUGUGAGCAUCUCUGAACUUUCAACUGCCCUUGGGUCACGCAAACUUAUUGCAACUCAGAGAUGUUCGUUUUUAAUCGUUAAGUAGACCUCUAUAUUCCCGAACACUUGGGUAGAGACAAUAACCAUGUUCCUCCAGGUUGUCAUGGAUACAACUAUUAGUAUUAGUUAUAACAUGGUGUAAAUAUAAAGGGCUGCUCUGCGUAUUUAAUAAAGUUUUAACCUUUGAAAAAAUUAUCUUUGAUUUAAUACAGUUUUAACCUCUGACAAAUAUGUUAGAUUUUCCAAAAGGAUGUAAAGAUUCUUAACCAUGACAUACUAAAUAGCAAUGGAUGAAUGGACAUGCAUGACUUAGAGAACAUGUUUAUGACACUGUAAACUACGCAUUGACAUUUAGUGUGCCUGACCAUAAGGUGACACAGGCGAAGAUUACUUUAAAGGGAAGAAAGCUGUGACAGACAUGAGCCUCCUCUCAACCCACAUACUCUUUGUAGUUCAAUUUGAUAUUAAGUUUGCAUGUACAGUAAAUGUCUUUUAUUUCAACUAUCCUGUUCACUGUAGAAGACUAAGAUUCAUUUUCCUUUGUGUCUUGUUUAUCAUGCCAAUAAAGCAUAUCAAAUCCAACU
Oncorhynchus tshawytscha (Chinook salmon) is the source of this 2452-nucleotide messenger RNA. It is a transcript of the gene zdhhc23a, whose product is annotated as zinc finger DHHC-type palmitoyltransferase 23a. Gene Ontology annotation, biological process: peptidyl-L-cysteine S-palmitoylation; protein targeting to membrane. Gene Ontology annotation, molecular function: protein-cysteine S-palmitoyltransferase activity. The transcript has 5 exons. The coding region runs from base 493 to 1668 and encodes 391 amino acids. The record is from RefSeq and is a predicted model, not a curated record. Gene Ontology annotation, cellular component: Golgi apparatus; endoplasmic reticulum. Lineage: Eukaryota; Metazoa; Chordata; Actinopteri; Salmoniformes; Salmonidae.